AUGACUUCUCUAACUAUUGCUGACCACGAUAUCCCUGAUUGCUCCAGCAAGACUGUCGUUAUCACGGUUCCGGGUCGGAUGGGUCGCCGGUCGAAUCUUCCAGACGCACAGGGCGUUGGUCUAUCUCCUGGACUGACAUGCUCCUCACGAGAAGCUGUCAAAGAAUACCGCAUAUAUCUCCUGCGAUAUCACGCAUUGGAAGUCCAUCACGGCCUUCGCGGCACGCUGAAUGUCAUCAAGGUCGCACUUAGCAUGAUGCGACGCACCAAGACGGCGGAGAGCAUUAUGAUCACUUCCAGCGCGACGGCUUACUCCCCUGAGCAUUCGUUACCGAUAUACAGUGCUUCCAAGCUCGGGUUGAUCGGAUUGGUGCGCGCGUUACGCAGUACGCUUCCUCUGGACAACAUCACUAUCAACGCCGUCGCCCCCGCGACAACCAUCACGGGCCUUCUGCCCCCGCACCUCGCGGCGCCCAUCAUCGCAGCGGGGCUGCCGACCAGCUCGUCGGAGUUCGUGGGGGCUAGCGAUCGCCCACUCGGCCACUGCGCAGCAGGCUCGUCAGGUGGAGUUAUAUGGGAAGGAUCCCGGGAGCUCGGUAGAGGCGUGUCCUGGCCGGUGGAACGGACGAGUCAUUUUGACAUUGGAUACAUCAUCGGCGACGUUUUUGGAAAAGGCGAACAGGACGUUUUACGUGAAGAUGAGGCCGGAGGCGCGAUUACUGUGGACGGAGACACGAACGGGUUCACUUUGCCCAUGACUGUUACGCCCUUGGUCCUCAGCAUGUUCUUUAUUUCGCUGGAGAAUGCCAUCAUCGCCUCCCCAUCAAUGCUGACCGACACAGACAUCGUCACGACAGCCGUUCCCAUGAUGGAGAACAAGUUCGGAGACAUCGAACUCAAGGGGUGGUAUGCAUCUGCGCUCCUAAUUAACCUUGGUGGCUUCGAGCUCCCUUGGGGAACGUGUACAAAUUCUCUUUGCUGA
Molecule: messenger RNA, 981 nt
Organism: Aspergillus homomorphus CBS 101889
Lineage: Eukaryota; Fungi; Ascomycota; Eurotiomycetes; Eurotiales; Aspergillaceae
Exons: 5
Coding region: 1-981 (326 amino acids)
Molecular function (GO): oxidoreductase activity
Source: RefSeq, a predicted model, not a curated record